AUGCUGAGCAUCAAGCAUAUGUUCUAUUUUUUCAAACUAUCCGGAGUAGCCACCAUGAAAUUCAAUACAAAUUUAAUCGAAACAGGAAGAGUGCAGGGUUCCUGGUUUUCAGGUUCCAGAAAAGGCAUAGCACACAACAUAGUUUUGAUCUGCCUCAUCUUCGUAUUCAACUGUUUCGGCGUUCGAACCGUAUACUACUGGAGCCACAUACAGUUCGAAAGGGUGAUCGACGUCGUUCUAUACGCGUACACUACUGUCAUCGCCAUCCUAAUCCUGAUAGUGUACUGUUUCCGGCAAAAACAAGCCAUCGCAAUUGCCAACAAACUGCAAAUCCUCCGCGAGUUCACCAUGAGUAUCAAUGGGCAGUUAAACCAAGGGGAACAGCUGGUAGUGAGCAGUUUGAAAAGGAUCAGCGUUGCACACCUAGUGAUAUGGUUCGCACUGAUCAUGUCCACUUCGACCGAGAUGUACAUGCUAGUGUACUCCAUCGCCACAUAUCCGUGCAUUCUGAUCAUCAACUGCACAAUUGUGCAGUACAGCGUUGUCCUGAAAUACUUAAGACAACUUUACGUUAUUCUUAAUGCCAACUUCUUCAACUGUUCGAAACAGUUUUCAGCAAAUACUUCCUCGGUGAGAACGAAUUCGUUAUCGGACUUACGCGAGCUGUACAUGUCGCUGUGCAACCUGUCAGCGGACGUGUCCGAAUUCUAUCAUCUGUUGAUGCUUCUCUGUCUGUCGUAUUUGUUCGUCACGUUGUUACUUUGGUGUUAUUACAUCGUGGCGCCCAUCUUCGUUAAGGCUACUGUAUUGCCCAUACUCUAUGGAUAUGUUCGGUCUUUGAUAAUUGUUAUUCAUCACGUGCUUAUGCUAGUUAUUUUGACCCAAAGCGUAAGCGCUCUUACUCGAGAGAAUAAAAAAACUGGAGAAAUCAUCAAUAAGGGAAUCUCUAAUCUAGGGAAUCAACGAGUUUUGAACGAGCUCAACAUGUUCUCCAACUAUUUACUUCACAAAGACAUGAAAUUCACCGUCUACGGGCUUUUUGAGCUAAAUGAAUCGAUUCUGAUGACGUUUGCAGGAUCGAUAACCACGUACUUGGUUAUCAUUUUACAGUUUCAUUCAAGGGAUUAA
Nasonia vitripennis (jewel wasp) is the source of this 1128-nucleotide messenger RNA. RefSeq names its product gustatory receptor 38 (gene Gr38). NCBI's taxonomy places the organism in Eukaryota, Metazoa, Arthropoda, Insecta, Hymenoptera, Pteromalidae. Gene Ontology annotation, cellular component: membrane; neuronal cell body; dendrite. Gene Ontology annotation, biological process: sensory perception of taste. The record is from RefSeq and is marked inferred. The transcript is spliced from 4 exons. The coding region runs from base 1 to 1128 and encodes 375 amino acids.